This is a messenger RNA of Hordeum vulgare subsp. vulgare (domesticated barley), 639 nucleotides long. RefSeq names its product agamous-like MADS-box protein AGL80. Lineage: Eukaryota; Viridiplantae; Streptophyta; Magnoliopsida; Poales; Poaceae. The transcript has a single exon. Bases 60 to 629 code for a protein of 189 amino acids. Gene Ontology annotation, molecular function: RNA polymerase II cis-regulatory region sequence-specific DNA binding; protein dimerization activity; DNA-binding transcription factor activity, RNA polymerase II-specific. The record is from RefSeq and is a predicted model, not a curated record. Gene Ontology annotation, biological process: positive regulation of transcription by RNA polymerase II.
UUUCGCUUCCAUUCCUUCCUACACCACCUUCUUCCUCGCAGCGAUCGGCGUCGUCGUCCAUGGCUCGCAAGAAGGUGGCCAUCGAGUACAUCGCGAGCGACCCGACCCGGAAGGCGACGGCGAGGAAGCGCGACAUGGGCAUAAAGAAGAAGGCCGGCGAGCUGUCCGUGCUGUGCGGCGUCGACACGUGCUACAUCAUGUACCGCGAGGGCGGGGCCUCGCCACCGGAGGUGUACCCGUCGGUGCCGGAGGCGAUGCGCGUCAUCGACCGCUUCAGGGCCAUGCCGGAACUGGACCAGUGCAAGAAGAAGAUGGACGGGGAGGACUACGUCCGGGAGCGCAUCGCCAAGAUCCAGGAGCAGCUGCGCAGGGCGCAGCGCGACAACCGCCAGCUCGAGACCACGCUGCUCCUCCACGACGCCCUCGUCGGCCGCCGACAGGACCUCGCCGGCGCCGCCAUCGAGCAGCUCGUCAGCCUCGGCUGGAUGGCGGAGAACUACGUCAAGAAGGUGAGCGACUGCAUCGCGUACAGGAGCAUGCAGCUGCAGCACGCCGGCGUGCAGGCUGAGCCGCCGCAUUACGCUGCCACCGUCGCCGACGUGGAGGCGCCGCCACACCAGCAGCUAUAAAUAAAUAAAA